UUGAUUUAUUCGAUUCUAUUCGAUUGAACCUGUUUUGCAACUUUGCAAGUUUUGCUAGUUUGAGACUUGAGUUGUGUAUUGAUUGUCGCUCGUCAAAGCCGUAUUAAAAUAACCAUUUUUAGAUUUUUCAAAAUAAAUACUUAAAAUUUUCUAUUAACUGCAAGUUACAAUGCUCGGAAUAGAGAAUUUUCCCGAAUACGAAGUUCCUGGAAUUCGUCAGGUCCAAUUUUAUCCGUACGAGUCCAAUGGUGGAAGCGUCGUAGCGAUUGCAGGCGAUGAUUUUGCGGUAAUUGGAGCGGACACCCGAUUGAGUUCGGGUUAUUCAAUCCAUACACGUACGCAGAACAAACUUUUUCGAUUAUCGGAUAAAACCGUACUUGCAUCAACUGGUUGCUGGUGCGACACACUUGCUUUGACAAGCUUGGUCAAGGUGAGAAUGCAGAUGUACAAAGACCAGCAUCAGAAAAGUAUGACCACACCAGCAGUUGCUCAGAUGUUGUCAAUCUUAAUGUACAACAGAAGAUUUUUCCCAUACUAUGUAUCGAAUAUUCUGGCUGGUUUAGAUGAUGAAGGUAAAGGUGUCAUUUAUAGUUACGAUCCGAUCGGUCACUGCGAGAAAACUAUGUAUCGUUCUGGCGGAUCGGCUGGUCCGCUUUUGCAACCUGUAUUAGAUAAUCAAAUAGGCCAAAAGAAUAUGGUCAACGCAGAUUUAACACCGGUUCAGCUGGAUAAAGCUAUUUCCAUCAUUAAGGACGCGUUCAUUUCGGCUACAGAAAGAGAUAUUUACACAGGAGACUCGGUCAUCAUAAAUAUUAUCACUAAAAAUGGCAUCAAGGAGGAAACCGUUCAGCUUCGCAAGGACUAAAUUUAGUAAAGCAUGUAUGCGCCUAAUUUUCUUUUUUUUUUGAAUAAAAUAAAAUAUGAAAACAAUUGUUCUAUUUGAUCCUAAACUUGUAUAUAAGGUAAUGAGUUGAGCAAGCAUACGUAGCAGCUAUGAUUAAUACGGUUUGACAAGAAUAAUAAAUUAUCAAUGGCCGCGGGUUUCGUCUGGAUGAGAGUUUUUUUAAGUCUAAGUUACACAUCCUGUUCUUGUUCAUUUUUCGUAUCCUCAAAAA
Molecule: messenger RNA, 1115 nt
Organism: Wyeomyia smithii (pitcher-plant mosquito)
Lineage: Eukaryota; Metazoa; Arthropoda; Insecta; Diptera; Culicidae
Gene: Prosbeta6
Product: proteasome subunit beta type-1
Exons: 2
Coding region: 170-865 (231 amino acids)
Cellular component (GO): proteasome core complex
Source: RefSeq, a predicted model, not a curated record